Rhagoletis pomonella (apple maggot) is the source of this 1130-nucleotide messenger RNA. RefSeq lists its product as uncharacterized. The coding region runs from base 202 to 1002 and encodes 266 amino acids. NCBI's taxonomy places the organism in Eukaryota, Metazoa, Arthropoda, Insecta, Diptera, Tephritidae. The record is from RefSeq and is a predicted model, not a curated record. The transcript is spliced from 4 exons.
GCUUUCAAAGCGAUUUGCAGUGUUGUUGCGCGUUUGUCGAAGUGAUCGCGCAUUCCUACAGAAUUAAACGCACGCAAACGGAAAAUUACUCGCAGCAGUGAACCAGCACAGGAAGGCAGGCAAAUCCUAGGCAUAUAGCACUCGGAUUAUACGAAGAAGAAAAUAUUUUAAAAUUUAGUAAAUAAUCGAUUUUGGUUGGAAAUGUUGCGCUUUUCAUUUGUGCUUUUGUUUGCCUGCCUUAUUGGCUGCUGUGCGGCACAAUUAACGGUGAAUGCGGAACUGCCGGAGCUGCCCGAUUUCAAGCCAGUCAGUGAAUUGCCGGCUGACAUACCCACUUGCGAACAAGGGGACGUUAAUAUCAACGAAUGCAUCAAACGCGCCUUUCAACAGCUCACCCCGCGUCUAAAGGAUGGCAUUAAGGAGCUGAAUAUCCCCCAGAUGGAUCCUUUCAUCAUUGAACGCAACAAUAUUGAAGUUGGUGGCGGUUUCGCACAGGGACGUGUGCAGGUACGCAACGUGCGUGUAUUUGGCAUAAGUGAGGGUAUAGUACAGAAGGUAGACUUUCGUUUGGAUGGCAAUAAUGUGCACAUGGGAUUGGUUUCACAAAUGCCACACCUCUACAUUGAAGGCAACUAUAAGGCCGAUCUGAUGAUAAACGAAGUGAAAAUGACACCAAAGGGAUACUUCAAUGUGACUAUGUCCGAUCUCCUGUUGAGCUCCCAGUCGGAAGGCGAACUCUAUGAGCGUGACGGCCACACAUAUUUGCGACUUACAAAAUUCAAUUUUGAACCAGAAAUCGGAGAUAUGCAUAUUUAUGCUAGUAACUUGGUGCCAGAUCCAGCACUGAAUGCCGUAAUACUGGAUUUCGUAAAUCAAUACUGGCGUCAAGUGUACAAAGUAAUGUUGCCACAAACACGCAGCACUUGGGAGCCAAUGUUCUUACGCGUUAUGAACUUAUUUUUGGGUGCUGUUCCAUUCGAUUUGUUCAUUAAAAAGAACUAAAAAUUUUAGUGAAAAUACUCAGGGAUUAUUUGACAGGAUAUUUGUGCAAGUCUUUGUAUAUAGUUUUUAAUAGUUUUAUAAAUAUAAACCGUAUUACCGUUAAUUAAAUUUUAUAAUAUAUUUACCUA